AUGAAAUCACAAAAAGGCAGCACAAAGACCAAAAGUUCUAGGAAAAAUCUACCACAAGAUGGUUAUAGAAUGCAAAAGAACACAAGAAUGGGUGGGAGAAAUUUGAUAACUCUCUGUGACAGUAAUUUUAGCUUAUUGUAUGGAAAGCCUUUCAAUAUGAGCAAAAAUUGGUUUUGUAACAGAGGUCUAUCACCUAUCACACAGCAUCCAAGAGAUGAAGAAAAAGAUAAGACUUCUGAAACAGUGAUUACUGAUUCACGUAAGGUGUCAUCUGUGGUUAAACAAAACGCGACCACAGUGACUGCAACUCGGUAA
Acanthoscelides obtectus is the source of this 315-nucleotide messenger RNA. The record is from the annotation of a GenBank genome assembly. NCBI's taxonomy places the organism in Eukaryota, Metazoa, Arthropoda, Insecta, Coleoptera, Chrysomelidae.